AUGGUGAACAUGAUGGAAUGGCAGAAACAAGUUCAGCACGGGAAUGUCGACGCGAUGUAUGUCAAAGUCAUGACCGAUGAACAACUCGAAACUCUCCGGAAACAAAUUGCUGUUUAUGCAACAAUCUGUGAACAACUUGUUGAGAUGCAUAAAACACUCUCUGCUCAACAAGAUCUUGCAGGGGUUAGGCUGGGAAAUAUAUACUGUGAUCCAUUGAUGACAUCUGGUCAUAAGAUCACAUCAAGACAGAGGUGGACUCCUACACAGGAUCAGCUCCAGAUUCUCGAACGCAUAUUUGAUCAGGGAAAUGGAACUCCAAGCAAAGAAAAGAUCAAGGAAAUUGCUACUGAACUAAGCCAGCAUGGUCAAAUAUCUGAAACAAAUGUUUAUAACUGGUUCCAAAAUAGGCGUGCUAGAUCGAAAAGAAAAAUGCAAAACGGGGGAACUAGUAACACUGAAUCAGAGGUAGAGACUGAGGUUGAUUCCAAAGAUAAGAAGACAAAACCAGAGGAGUUUCAGUCUCAUCAAAAUGUUGCUGCAGGGGAUGAAAAUUUGUGCUUCCAGAACCCUGAAAAAGGAUCUGAAUUGCAGUACUUGAAUCCAGAUUCUAACAAAACAUAUUCAAUCUUUCAAUCGGAUGGUAGCAUAAGAUCUACAAGAAAUUUGAACGGUGCGUCUCUUUAUGAUGAAGUGCUAUCAAACUCAAGGAAUGAUUAUCUAGCAGGAAAAAUGGAAGUAUCUGGGAACUACAAUUUAUACCAGCAAACAGAUGACUAUAAUUUGGCAGGUUGA
Molecule: messenger RNA, 792 nt
Organism: Lathyrus sativus (Indian pea)
Lineage: Eukaryota; Viridiplantae; Streptophyta; Magnoliopsida; Fabales; Fabaceae
Source: the annotation of a GenBank genome assembly